Molecule: messenger RNA, 3509 nt
Organism: Populus euphratica (Euphrates poplar)
Lineage: Eukaryota; Viridiplantae; Streptophyta; Magnoliopsida; Malpighiales; Salicaceae
Product: putative disease resistance protein RGA3
Exons: 2
Coding region: 156-3383 (1075 amino acids)
Molecular function (GO): ADP binding; protein binding
Source: RefSeq, a predicted model, not a curated record
CAUAAACAUUCUUCUAGCAUCCAAACCGAUCAUCACCGCUGAAACGAAGAAACACCUCAACCACCCCAGCCACACACCUUUUCUUUAAAUUUUUUCCCUUUCUUUUUUUGUGUUUCCCUCCUCCAUCCACUCCUUUUUGAACCUGCAAAGAAAAAAUGGCUGAAGGUGUGCUUUUCAAUACUGCGGAGGAAAUAAUAAAGACAUUAGGUUCCCUAACUGCUCAGGAGGCUGCACUAUGGUGGGGGCUCAAAGAUCAAUUGCGGAAACUCAAUGACACAGUUACCAGGAUUAAGGCUGUGAUUGAAGACGCUGAGGAGCAGGCACAAAAACACAACCAUCAAAUCCAAGACUGGCUCAUGAAGCUGCGGGAAGCUGUAUAUGAUGCCGAGGAUUUGCUGGACGAUUUCUCAAUACAAGUUGUGCGGAAACAGUUGAUGCCUGGGAAAAGAGUAUCGAGGGAGGUAAGCCUUUUUUUCUCAAGAUCAAACCAAUUUGUGUAUGGUUUACGGAUGGGUCAUAGAGUUAAAACACUUAGAGAGAGACUAGAUGGCAUUGAAAUUGACAGUAAAAAAUUCAACUUUGAUGUUCGUGAUGAGGAGAGAGCUUCUUUGACCAUGGUCAGGGACCAAACUACCUCAUCUGAACCUGAAAUAACAGUUGGGAGGGAGAGUGACAAAAAGACAGUUAAAACGUUUCUGAUGAAUUCCAACUAUGAACAUAAUGUUUCUGUCAUCUCCGUAGUUGGAAUGGGAGGAUUGGGGAAGACCACACUAGCUCAACAUGUUUUCAAUGAUGAGCAAGUUAAGGCGCACUUUGGUGUGAGACUCUGGGUAAGUGUCUCAGGCAGCUUAGAUGUUAGAAAGAUUAUCAAAGGGGCUGUAGGUACUGGAGAUUCUGAUGAUCAGUUAGAGAGUCUGAAAAAAAUGCUUGAAGGGAAAAUAGAAAAAAAGAAGUAUCUUCUUGUGUUAGAUGAUGUGUUGGAUGGUAAGGAUGAUGGUGAAAAAUGGGAGAGUUUGAAGGAGUUAUUACCACGUGAUGCAGUAGGAAGUAAGAUUGUGGUAACUACACGUUCUCAUGUGAUUGCCAAAUUAACAAGCACAAUAGAACCACAUGUUUUAAAAGGUCUGUCUGUAGAUGAUUCAUGGGAUCUGUUUAGAAGAAAGGCAUUUCCUCAAGGCCAGGAGUCGGGUCAUGUAGAUGAGAGAAUUAGAAAAGAGAUUGUAGAGAGGUGUUGUGGAGUUCCUUUGGUCAUAAAGGCAAUUGCGAGGUUAAUGUCUUUGAAAGAUAGAGCCCAGUGGUUGCCCUUUAUCCAACAAGAACUUCCAAAUAGGGUCAAAGAUGAUAACAUCAUAGAUACCCUUAAGUUAAGCUACGAUCCUCUUCCAUCAUAUUUGAAGCAUUGCUUUGCAUACUGUAGCUUAUUCCCGAAAGGUCAUGAGAUAGAUGUCAAAUCAUUGAUUCGACUUUGGAUUGCACAAGUGUUUGUUAGCUCUUCGAAUUUGGGUGAGUGCUUAGAAAUUGUUGGUCUUAGGUGCUUUGAGAGUUUACUAUGGAGGUCCUUCUUUCACGAAGUGGAAAAGGAUAGAUUUGGGAACAUAAAAAGUUGCAAAAUGCAUGAUUUUAUGCAUGAUCUUGCAACCCAUGUUGCUGGUUUUCAGAGCAUCAAAGUGGAGCGUGGAGGAAAUAGGAUUAGUGAAAUGACUCGGCACGUGUCAUUUGACACAGAAUUGGAUUUGUCCCAACAAAUUCCAAUUCCUUUGCUUUGUGCAAAAAGUCUAAGAACACUUAUAUUAUUGCAAGGUGGCGAAUGGGAUGAGAGGCCAUGGGUGUCAAUUUGUCAAAACUUUAGGCGUUUACGUGUGCUUGUUUUGAGUCAUUUGGGAAUUGAGGAAGUGUCACCUCUCAUUGAAAAUAUCAAGCAUCUGAAAUAUCUUGAUCUUUCAAAUAAUGAGAUGGAGGCGCUUCCUAAUUCUGUCACCAGUCUGGUAAAUUUGCAAGUGCUCAAGCUCAAUGGUUGUGAUAACCUUGAGGAACUACCAAGAGAUAUUAUUAAGCUGAUCAAUCUGAGGCAUCUUGAUGUUGGUUGCACUCUUGAUGAAGAUUUAUGUGAAUAUUUAGAGUAUAUGCCUCGUGGGAUUGGGAAAUUAACUAGUCUACAGACAUUGUCAUGUUUUGUGGUUGCAAGAAAUAGGAGUCCUGAAUCUAAGAUUAUAGGUGGAUUGGAUGAGUUGAGAAUAUUAAAUGAAUUGAGAGGUGGCCUAGAAAUAAUAGUCAAAGGAUACGAGGGGUCUUGUAUAUCAGAAUUUGAAGGAGCUAAAUUGAUCGAUAAAAAAUAUCUUCAGUCGUUGACCGUACGGUGGGACCCAGAGCUGGAUAGUGAUUCAGAUAUUGAUUUGUAUGAUAAAAUGUUGCAAAGCCUCCAGCCAAACUGGAGUCUUCAAGAGUUGAGAGUUGAAGGCUAUGGAGGUAUGAGGUUUCCAAGUUGGGUUUCAAAUAUCUCAAAUCUUGCAAGGAUUUGUCUGGAAAGCUGCAAAAGACUUAAGCAUAUCCCUCCCUUAGAUGGAAUCCUUUCUCUUGAAGAAUUAAGUAUUGUGGGAUUGGAUGAUUUGGAGUACAUAGAUAGUGAGGGGGAUAGAGGAAGAGGAGCGUCGACGUUUUUCCCAUCCUUAAAGACACUUGUUAUCUAUGGUUGUUUUAGACUGAAGGGAUGGUGGAAGAGAUGGAGUAGAGAUGAGAUGAAUGCUGAUAGUGAUGAGUCAACAAUAAAAAUGCUCUGUUUUCCACGUCUUUCUUCCUUGUGCGUUUCUGAUUGUCCAAAUCUGACUUCAAUGCCGUUGUUUCCAACUCUCGAUGAAGGUCUUGAUUUGCGGAGUACUAGUUCAAUGCCAUUACAGCAGACAAUGAAGAUGAAAUCACCAGUCUCUUCUUCUUCUUCUUCUUCAUUUAUCCGUCCUCUCUCCAAAUUGAAGAAUCUAGCUAUGUGGUUCAUUGAUGAUAUGGAAUCUCUUCCGGAAGUAGGGCUGCGAAAUCUCUCUUCUCUUCAACAGCUAUGGAUUUCGGGAUGCGGAAGAUUGAAGUCUCUGCCACUGCCUGAUCAGGGGAUGCAUUCUCUUCAGAAAUUAGAAGUCUCUUCUUGCAGAGAAUUGAAGUCGCUAUCAGAAUCUGAAUCUCAAGGGAUGAUACCCUACCUUCCCUCUUUGCAAUUGUUAAGAAUCGAUGACUGCAGUGAAGAGGUGAGCGUAAGAGCGAGAGGAUGGGGAAAGGAGAGGGAGGAGGAGUGGCCUUCUAACAUUAAACACAUUCCAGAUAUUGUAAUUGAUGGCGACUACAUUCAAAAGGAGGGUCGCUAUUUAAAGGGUGAAGGAUUGAGAUGGUACUACUAAGGAGUAUUUUCACCGAACAUACAUACAAACACUUACACACGAGUGUGUAUGAAAGGUUUCUCUUAUUAGAAUCAGACACAGAGCAUCUUUUGAUACUGUGGAUUUGUUGUAUUUUCCAGAGCAGCG